Molecule: messenger RNA, 582 nt
Organism: Rattus norvegicus (Norway rat)
Lineage: Eukaryota; Metazoa; Chordata; Mammalia; Rodentia; Muridae
Source: RefSeq, a predicted model, not a curated record
AUGGGACAGGGUGGAGAGGAGAAUGUGGCCCAGGUAGGAGUCCCCCUGAUCCCCACCUCCUUCUUCCAGCGCAUUGCAGCAAACAUCAUCUGCUCCAUUGUCUUUGGAGAGUGCUUUGACUACAAAGACCACCAGUUCCUGCAUCUGCUGGAUCUGAUCUAUCAGACAUUUGCCCUUAUGGCUCCUUGUCCAGCCAGUCUCUCUUUCUUAUGGGUGUUUCAGCUUUUCUCUGGCUUCUUGAAAUACUUUCCUGGUGUCCACAAACAAAUCUCCAAAAACCUACAAGAAAUCCUCAACUACAUUGGCCAUAGUGUGGAGAAGCACAUGGCUACCUUGGACCCCAGCGCUCCACGAGAUUUCAUCAAUACCUACCUUCUGCACAUGGAGAAUGAAAAGUCCAACCAUCACACAGAGUUCCAUCACCAGACUUCUGUGCUCUCUCACUUCUUUGAUGGCACCGAGACCACCAGCACCACACUCUGUUGCUCCUUCCUGAUCAUGCUCAAGUACCACCAUGUCAAAGGAAUUGAGGCUUUCGACCUCAAAUAUGAGCCACUAAAUUUCUGCCUGCAUGGCGUGUAG